CGGAGUUAAAAUGUUAAAAAUGUAUGCAUUGUUUGCAUUGUUUGGAUGUUAGUUCAUUAGAGUUUCUAAAAUGAAUGAAAAUACAUCACACGUGUUUAGUGGCAUUUGGUAUGGUAGGCCUAAAUAAGAUUCAGUUUAAAAGUAACUUACACAACAAUGAGAUCCCGUCAAACAGUUGUGCGUAACGCAGUGAGGUCUAGGCCUGUGUAAUCAUUAAGCGGGCCUGUGUGUGGCGGCUACUGAAUGACUCCCAUUUCAACUAAAUCCAGUGAACAGUUAGAACAGCUCGUGGCUAUCAGUCCAUUAACACGAUAUCAUCAAAUAAGCUAUCAUUCAAACUUAUUUGUGGCUUCAUUUGGAGUCUUAAGAUUUUUUUCUAAAAUAUGAUACAUAUAUAGGUCAAUACCUACAUAUUUACCAAUUUAAGAAUCACAUGUUUUUUAUUUAUUCUUUUAAGCCGAGUUGAUUUUCAAGUGUUCCCUGUUUCAUGCAAAGCUUUAUUUGACGCAUAAAAGCGCCUGCUUUAGAGAUCCGUGUGGCGCUGGUUAAACGCUUACGAGAAUCUGCUUUACUUUAGCACCCUUUGAGCUGUCAGUGGCACGAAAAAUAAUUAAACUUUUGGAUCACUUUGUAAAUGGUUUUGCUUGACCUCGGUGGCCUAUCGCCUCUGCGUUUAGACAGCAUGUAACUAAUACGCAUAGACAUCAUCUUAGUAACCCAUGAUGGAGAAAACUGGAUUUGGUUGUGCUUUUGUGAUGUUUUUUUUUUCCACACCUGUAAUAUUAGCUUUUUCGUGCUAUUGGGGAGGGUCUUUAAAACAGACAAGUUGGUAUAAAGUUCAGUCGUAAACUUCAGUUGACCCCUGCAGCAUGCUCUCUUCUCUUUCCAGUAUCCAUAUCAUUUUGAGCAUUUUGAGCACAGCGGCCUUUGGGGCAAACUUCUUGUGUCUUUUUUAUAAGAUUGACAUGCGUUUAACAGAAUUGUUGUUGGUUUGUUUGUCAUAAGUCACAAGACAGAGACCAAUUCCCAGUGCGUAAAACUUGACCAGACAGAGCAGUAAUUAUGUGACGCAUAUGGUUUCCUUAAGAAACCAUUUUUGGCUUAAAAUUGCUUGGGCCAUUGCCGUCGUCUAUAUAUACCCUGUAGAACCGAAUUUGUGUGAUAAAAGUACAGUCACAGAUUCGAUUCUAGGGGAGUAUGUGGUCGAUGAACAAACGUCGAUUUAUUGACUUGCUGCAAUCUUUUUUGGGCUCGUUGAGUGUUUGACGUGUUGUCAGGUGAUCCAGUGACACAGUGAAGUCCAGAAAUAGAACAGGAUCUUACAGGACAGAGCACAUUUGAGACUUUAGGCUACAGAAUGGAACUUUAUCUGUGUGGUAACGUGACCUAAAAUGUUUCACUUGAUAAUUAUCAGUGUGGAAAAGGGGUGGACUGAGAAUAACACAGCACACAUUUGAGCAGUUUGUGUUUUAUUGCUCUGUGGCUCGCGGUGGCUCUUCAUUAUUGAUUCCCUGGGCUGGCUGCGCCCCUGCCUCUGGCCAAUGGACUCCAGAGACGCAGCAGUCAAAGGGAAGGCAGCAGAUGAAGUGAUGGGAUUCGAGUAACUUUUGGAUGACCCCUGUCCCGACAAAGACACUGUCCAUCAAUUGUCCGCAGUCGUUCUUUUGUGCUUUUAUGCCGAGGGGCUAUAGUAACCUUUGUUGGAACCUGCACUGCCUCCAAGAAAACUCACACAAACUGUUUUUUCCCCUCAAAUGUAUAAACCUGUACUUUGUUUUACCCAACUUUAAUCAACUUUUAUUGUGCGAAGUUGAAGACAUUACCUAAAAUAUUAUGUCUGAGGCAAAAUCUACAAACUCUGCCUGACUCACCGCAGAAUUGUGGUAAGACUUUGUAAUCUACACGCCUUUUUAAUUCCGCUCCUCUUUCCAGGUCUAAUUUGGGAGUAGGUUACGUUGGAUUCAAUUGCUUGUAGUUGUGUGUUUACCCGUUUAUCAGCUUGCAUCACCUCCAUUGGCCGAUUUGGUCACAUGGUUCGCUAACUUUAUUCAGUUGACACGAAAGUAGGAGGGCUUUAUGGAGGGAGGAAAAAAAGACAACUCGAGAAAAAUUAGUAUUUUCUAUCUUCAGAAAUUAAUGGCCAUGAGUUCGUAUAUGGUGAACUCUAAGUAUGUGGAUCCGAAAUUUCCUCCAUGUGAGGAAUAUUCCCAAAAUAACUAUAUACCUGAGCAGGGCGCGGAGUACUACAGCCCGGCGCAGGACACUGACUUUGAGCAUCCAGGGAUCUACCCACGGUCCAACUUCACGGAGCAGUCCUUCGGCUGCAACACGGUUCAGGAGCCCACGGUGCCGCCACGGGGUCAUGUGCACGACAGGACGCAGAGCCACUCGGAUCCCUUCAGCACACACGGGGAACAGGGGCCCACGGUUCAAGCGACCGGAGACAGGACGUGUGGCCAGCAGCAGAACACAAAGAGCCACAACGGGCAGCAGGGCAAGCAGCCAGCAGUGGUUUACCCCUGGAUGAAGAAAGUGCAUGUAACGACUGUGAACCCAGAUUACACGGGGUCCGAGCCUAAACGGUCCAGAACAGCUUACACGCGGCAGCAGGUCUUGGAGCUAGAGAAAGAGUUCCACUUUAAUAGGUACCUGACCCGGCGGCGAAGGAUUGAGAUCGCGCAUACACUUUGUCUAUCCGAAAGGCAAAUCAAAAUCUGGUUCCAGAACCGACGCAUGAAAUGGAAGAAGGACCACAAACUGCCCAACACCAAGGGCAGAUCUGCCUCUGCAGUGGGCAACCAUCUGCACAAGGAGCCCCAUACGGACAUCACCACGUUAUAAGAAAUACACAGGAGUGGACUGUACGGAAAAGACAAGGCUGCAUUCUGACCUCUGCAUGGAACUGCUAUGAUUUUUUUUUUUUUUUUUUUAAGAUUUAUUUAAAACAACCUAAGCAGUGUUUCUGACUUUCAUCUUGCUAAAGAAACAAUCAGUAAAGUUUCAAAUACAUCAGCACAAAGGUAUAAAACUAUAUUUUAAACGUUUAAAUUAACAUUUCCGUAAUUUGUAUGGACAAAUUUUUUUCACCUCACGUGGAUUUACGUUGCUUUGAACCUCCAAUGGUCUUUUAGGCAAAAAGAUGACACCAUUCAUAUAAUUACGCACACAUAAUAAAAGCUGUUUUUUUUCCAAACAUAAUGCACAAAAUGCCUGAAUCUAUACUUGAACGAAUUUUACAUAUAGAGCACGCCAAACCGUUUGCAUUUUUAGAGAUGCUAGGCCUACAGAAUGCUAUAGAAUAGGUCACUUUCUUUAUUGGUUUUAACUUAUUUUAUAGAAAGGCUUUGGCUUUCUCUUAGCCUAAAUGUGAUCAAGGCUAAAUCCAGACAUUCCUGUGUGCAAACUAUUCCGAGUGCCCUUAUAAAUCUCUCCUGACACCUUUGUAAACAAUGUACAUUUUCAGAGCUUCUCUCGUGCCAACUGAAACUCUUUAUAAAAGAUCUUUUGUUAUUUGCAUGGCAUAAAAUUGAUAUUGGAUGUUUCUCAUCGGAAAGAAUGAAACAGAGUAUUUAGGAACAUAAUUAUUUUUUUUCUUUACAUGAGUUAUUAUUUAUUUGUUUAAAAUUUGUACAUUUUACUAUAGCAAACAUACAAUUUUAAAUAAAAGUAUUCGUUGAACUGCUUAUGAAUUGGUGUGCGUUUAUAGCAUGAUAUAGAUUUUUAGUUGAUUUGAGAAUGUGGGCCGGGGGGUAAACAGAACUCGUUUCUUAUCAUUUUGGGCAAAAAAAAGUGUUCAACCAGCUCUGAGAGCGUUUUUGUGACUUGUAGACAAGGUAUUUCAAGCCAAAAGUGGACAAAGCAACGCGGCCAGGUUCAUCCAGAGGCCACCAUGAGCCGCAAGGACUGACCUCCAGCCCCUGACCCGCGGACAGAGCGCAUAACUGCUACAGCUUUAAAGCAUAUCGCAGAAUGGACCAGAUUAUCCGCAGUAACCGUUACAAUUGUGCGCAUUUGCAACAAGCGACAAAAAGUCGAGGCGUGCGCAAAUGCCUGUGCACCUUAGAGCCAUUUUUAUUUUCUGUAAAUGCUUCCUUAUGUUCUGCAUUGCAUUGUGCGUUUUUUUUUUUUUACUGAGUUUACAAACACUUUAAACGUGCGCAAAUGUUUUCAUUGUUUUUUAUUUAUUAUUAUAAUUAUUGUUAUAAUUAUUUUUACAGACCAAAUUUGUUUCAGUAUUUUACAACAUAGUUAACCAUAUUGAAUUUCAAUUGGAAAAAAAUAAUGAUCGUGCGGCCAUUUGGCCUUUUGCAAAGAUUCACUAUUGUGCCAAAUUUGCCACUUUCACAUUU
Molecule: messenger RNA, 4349 nt
Organism: Boleophthalmus pectinirostris (great blue-spotted mudskipper)
Lineage: Eukaryota; Metazoa; Chordata; Actinopteri; Gobiiformes; Gobiidae
Gene: hoxd4a
Product: homeobox D4a
Exons: 2
Coding region: 2077-2841 (254 amino acids)
Biological process (GO): regulation of transcription by RNA polymerase II; anterior/posterior pattern specification; embryonic skeletal system morphogenesis
Cellular component (GO): nucleus
Molecular function (GO): DNA-binding transcription factor activity, RNA polymerase II-specific; RNA polymerase II cis-regulatory region sequence-specific DNA binding
Source: RefSeq, a predicted model, not a curated record